GGAAAAUGGCGGUGCAGGCGCGGCUGCGGGUGGAGGGCUCCCAGCUCCGCCUCUGUGACACUCAUCGUGCUGGGAAGCCGCGCUUCGUGGAGGGCUCCAUCGUCAGGAUCUACAUGGAGAACUUCCUAACAUAUGACAUCUGUGAAGUACAUCCAGGACCGAACUUGAACAUGAUUAUAGGCGCUAAUGGAACAGGGAAGUCAAGCAUUGUUUGUGCCAUCUGUCUGGGUCUGGCUGGAAAACCUUCUUUCUUAGGACGGGCUGAAAAGGUUGGUCUCUUUGUAAAGCAGGGGUGUUUGAAAGGUCUAGUGGAAAUUGAACUGUUUAAAGUACCUGAGAAUAUCAUUAUCACACGUGAGAUUCAAGUAAUGACCAACACAUCAACGUGGCAUAUCAACAAGAAACUAACAACCCUGAAAACAGUAGAGGAGCAGGUUGCAGCAUUAAAUAUCCAGGUGGACAAUUUGUGCCAAUUUCUUCCUCAGGACAAAGUUGGAGAAUUUGCAAGAAUGAGUAAGAUUGAAUUACUUGAAGCCACUGAAAAAUCCAUUGGUCCUCCAGAAAUGUAUCAAUUUCAUUGUAAACUGAAAAGCUUAAAAGAAAAAGAAAGAGAACUAGAGAAUGUAUGCAAAGACAAAGUCAACUCUUUGGAAAAAAUGAAACAGCGGGCUGAACGAUACAAACAGGAUGUUGAUAGAUACCAUGAAUGCAAGCGCCAUCUAGACCUGAUUGAUAUGCUUCAGAGAAAAAGACCUUGGGUGGAAUAUGAAACUGUUCGUCAGCAACAUGAGGAUGUAAAACAAAGGAGAGACCAGGCCAAGGAAGAACUGAAGAAUCUGAAGGAAAUGCAAUCUCCACUGACAAAAAAAAUACGAGAACUUGAAGAAUCUUAUAACAGUCUGAAUAUGAAGAUCAGAAAUACGGCUGAUGAAAUCAAAGAUGUUUCUCAAAAAUAUAAAGAAAAGCAAGAUGCACUGGAGAUGAAAGAUAAGCAAAUUUCAGAAAUUAAUCAAGCUCUCAGGAUGAAAAAAGAUGAAGAAGCGGACAGAAAAAAGAAAAUACUAAACGCUUAUAAGAUGAUAGAUGAAUGGAACAAUGAACUUAAUACAGUGACAGACUGUGAGAAUCUUCAGCCACAAAUUGAUACUGUUAACAAUGAGCUGAAACAUGUACAGGAAGAAAGGGCAAAUAUUGACAGUGAUAUUGGUGAUGUAACAACAGAGAAAAGAAACCAAGAGAGGGAAAAUGAAAGAAUAAUUGAUCGCAUUGGACAACUUAAUAAUAUAAUUAAAAUGAAGGAAGAGGCUCUUCAAAGGAGAUUCCGAGACACGCACUCUGCUCUUAUGUGGCUAAGAAAGAACAAACACAAGUUCAAAAAAGAAGUUUGUGAACCUAUGAUGCUUACAAUCAAUGUCAAAGACAAUAAGCAUGCCAAAUAUGUUGAAAAUCAUAUUUCAACCAAUGACAUGAAGGCUUUCGUUUUUGAGAGUCAAGAAGAUAUGGAACUGUUUCUUGUGGAGUUGCGUGAUCGUCAGAAACUGAGAGUGAAUGCUGUGUGUGCACCUGAUAAAUCGUGUGCUGAAACCUUACCAUCAACACCUAUUGAAGAAAUACACCGAUAUGGAUUCUUCUCAUAUUUACGAGAGUUGUUUGAUGCUCCUCUUCCUGUGAUGAGCUACCUUUGCUCCCAGUAUCAUGUUCAUGAAGUCCCUGUGGGAACUGAGAAGACCAGAAACAUGAUUGAAAGGGUCAUAAAAGAAACUAAACUUAAGCAAAUUUACACAGCAGAAGAAAAAUAUACCAUUAGAAUAUCCAUGUAUACAAAAUUAACCUUUUCUACUAAUGUGUGUCUUAGACCAGCUCAGUUUCUCAAUUAUUCUGUGGGUACAGAUGAAAGAAGACAGCUGGAAAAUCAGCAGCAGAGUAUCAAGCAUGUAUUACAGUCAUUAGAUAAGCAGUUAAUGACAUUGUGUGAGAAACAGAAGCAUCUGGAAUGCAGGGACAAUGAGCUACGGCAACAGAAGAAGGAGCUGUUGGAGAGGGGAAGCAGAAGGAAACAGCUGGAAUCAAAAAUUGCUGUGAAAUACGAUAGUAUAAGACAGCUGGAACAAAAUCCUAUCAACCUAGAAAAGGAAUCUCAACAGGCAAAACUAAAGAUCAGAGCCAUAAAUACUCAGAAAGCAAAACUUGUUACAGAAUUAAUGUGUCAUGUAAAGAAUUAUGUAUCACUAAACAUCCGCAAAGCAGAUUUCAUCCUUCAGAGCACUGCAGUGGAUGCUGAGAAGAACAGACUAGAAGCAGAGUACAAGGCAGCAAGUGUAGAGCUGCGAGCUUCAGAGCAACGUUUUCUUGAACUGGAUGAGAGAAAGCGGAUGCUUACAGAGAACUGCAAGGAGUUGCUGAAAAAAGCUCGACAGAUGUGCAAUAUGAAUCUGGAUCAGCAUCUUCCAAAAGAGUUUCAAACGGCUUUUCAGACUCUUCCAAACACAUUGGAGGAAAUAGAUGCUUUUCUGAAUGAAGAGAAAUCAAGAGUCUCCUGUUUCACAGGCCUGAGUGCUUCAGUUGUUGAAGAAUGCAGUAAGCAAAUGGAGGAAAUACAAAAGUUGAUGGAAGACAUAGAAGAAAAUAAAAAGGAAUUGGAUAACUAUAAGCAAAGUAUUUCAGAGAUAAAAGAAAGAUGGUUAAACCCCUUGAAAAAGAUGGUUGAGAGCAUUAAUGAGAAAUUCAGUGGCUUCUUUAGUUCUAUGGAAAGUGUCGGUGAAGUUGAUCUUCAUGUGGAAAAUGAGGAGGAGUACGACAAAUACGGAAUUCGCAUAAGAGUCAAAUUCCAUAACUUCACUGAUCUUCAUGAAUUGACUCCGUAUCAUCAGAGUGGAGGUGAGAAAAGUGUUUCAACUGUCUUGUACCUGAUGGCUCUACAGGAACUCAACAGGUGUCCUUUCAGGGUUGUAGACGAAAUAAAUCAGGGCAUGGAUCCAGUGAAUGAAAGAAGAGUUUUUGAAAUGUUUGUGAAAACUGCUUGUAAAGAAAGCACAUCACAGUACUUCUUAAUUACACCCAAGCUCUUGCAGAAUCUCACUUACAAUGAAAGGAUGACGUUGCUGUUUGUCUACAAUGGACCUUUUAUGGUGGAGGCAAACAAAUGGAACUUAAAGACUUUCUGUAGGCGGCGGCGGCGGCUUGGAAGGACGGAUGAACAGUGAUACAUACCCUAUAUAUAUGCAUAUACACACAUAUAUAAAAUAUUUGGUGUUUUUAUAGAAUGUUUUAUAACAUCAGUCAUUCAGAUCUUCAGAAAUUGUAAAAGAUGAGAAACUGCAAAGGGUCAAUUCUUAAGAGAUUUGUAAAAAUACAUUGGAUUUGAAAUGCGUGAUUUUUUUUAUAUCUUUCAUAGUGGCUUGUUUAAAUAAUAUUUUAAAUAAAAAGGAAGUUUCUUUAUUUUAUUACUUUCAGUAAUAUAAAAAAUAUGUUUAAUUGUUCUAGGUUAUAUUGGACUAAACUGAUGUUUGUUUUUCUAAAAGUUUGGAGUUUACUUUUAUUAAACUGUAUUCCCCUCACAAAGUUAAGGAUGUUCCCCAACUUUUCCAACUGGAUGGAAAUGGAAAGUUUUUGAAUGAAUAAACAAAUGAAACAGAA
Messenger RNA from Tympanuchus pallidicinctus (lesser prairie-chicken), 3636 nucleotides. RefSeq names its product structural maintenance of chromosomes 5 (gene SMC5). NCBI's taxonomy places the organism in Eukaryota, Metazoa, Chordata, Aves, Galliformes, Phasianidae. The transcript has 24 exons. The record is from RefSeq and is a predicted model, not a curated record. The coding region runs from base 6 to 3203 and encodes 1065 amino acids. Gene Ontology annotation, molecular function: ATP hydrolysis activity; ATP binding. Gene Ontology annotation, biological process: double-strand break repair via homologous recombination. Gene Ontology annotation, cellular component: Smc5-Smc6 complex.